Lindgomyces ingoldianus is the source of this 2327-nucleotide messenger RNA. RefSeq lists its product as uncharacterized. Bases 27 to 2207 code for a protein of 726 amino acids. The record is from RefSeq and is a predicted model, not a curated record. Lineage: Eukaryota; Fungi; Ascomycota; Dothideomycetes; Pleosporales; Lindgomycetaceae. The transcript has 3 exons.
CGCGUUUCCUUCUGUCCUACCUAGCGAUGGCGGACGCUGAAAUUGCAAUGCAGCAUGUUAAUAUCCCGCAGCCUUAUCCGAGACGAAAAAGGUCUUCAAUUAACAGAGGCGACGAAAUUCAAAGAGUAGGUGAUGAGAGAAUCGAUCGGUGGUCUGGGAAUAACAACGGGGGUUAUGGAUACUACCUCGAGGCUCAGAAGCAAGAUGCUUUUGUAGAAGAGAGGCCCCAGGCGAGCUCCAGGAGCUCUUUUGCCGGGCAAAGUGGUGACGAAGAUCUCAUCCCAAUCUCAACCCCUCCGGGCCACCCUUCCCUCGACGCCAGACCCUUCAUUCUGAAAAAGUGGUGCCUUAUCAUCAUCCUUGUGUUCAACCUCUUAGCUCUCAUCGGUGUCUGCCUUCUCCUAUGGCGUUCCGACAACAAGAAGCAAUUCCAUACUUCAUACAUCAACAUCCAUUUUAUGGUGCGAUAUGCGCCCAGUAUCCUGGGUACAGUAACAACAAUCGCGGGCCGAAGCAUAACCUACGCGUUCUCGAGGCUUGAUCCGUAUAUUGCCAUGGCGGAUCAAAAAGGCGAGAAGCCAGGCCGACAUGGAAAGGCAUCAAGGACGGUGGGGUCCGCCUUUCUUCCUCCACUAGGCCAGCUCGGGUUUGCAGUAAUUUCGAGGAACGGGCUGCGCGUGAUGCUUUUGGUCAAUGGGAUAUACGUUGGCUUCUUUGUCACCGGCCUCAAAGCGGGCUUUCUUUCGUCACGCGAGACGUCCAGUGGUUGGAUCGUCACGGUCCAUCCAAUCUUCUCGAUGGUUUUGAUUGUCGUGUAUCUCUUGAACGAGGUCGUCUUGCUUUGGAUUUACUUUUAUCUGAGGAACAGGAACACGGGCCUGAAGUGGGAUCCCACAACGCUCGCGGAUCAAAUUGCCCUUUUUCAUGGCUCCAAUAUCCUAGAGGACUUUGCUAGUCUGGAAGAAGAGUACAAUACGUUCGGCGGCAGGCUGCUCCAAGGACGAGAGUAUCGACUCGGGUACUGGCAAAAAGGCGCGAAUAGAGAUAUCUGGUAUGGUAUCGGUCGGGUGACAAGGGCUAAGACCAAGGAGGCAUCUUCGGCGACAACUCGAACGUACGACCAAGGUACUACUCCGCCCACGGAACAGAACCAAAUCACAAACUGUAGAGAUGGUCAACACAGGCCCGCCUGCGACUGCCGGCAGUCGUACUAUCGACCCCGUACUCCCUACUUUACCAGCUCUGUAGUGAACGGAUGGGUCGUAAUAAUCUGGAUGCCAAUCAUCCUCGCUGCUCUGAUUGCAUGCAUAGUAGGCCUUGUACAACGAGUAGAGAAAACCGGAUUCAGCCUCGAGAACAAUUGGUAUCGCAUCUUCUCCCACAACGACACCAUCCCAACAGCACCGGUCAACGUCACCUAUGAUCCGUCCGCGUCGAGGUUCGACAUAAUUGGCUCAUUUCACCCCAAUGCCGCGAACGACCUCGGCCUCUAUAUAGUCGUAUUCCGCACCCUGUUUGUCGUCAUUGCGUCCUUGUUCGCGGUUGGUGUGAUGGAGAACAUCGACCUCUCGAUCCGAUUCAGUCAGCCAUUCGCCAACAUGUACAGGAAUGACGCUUCGGCUUCCCAGAGCCUCUUGCUGAAUUACUUGUGGGGCAUACCGGGCGCAGUCACCAUCGAAGCGUUGAAGAAUCGACACUGGAAAGUGGCCUGGUUUUCCCUUCUCAACCUCAUCUCUCCUUUUUUCCCCAUCCUUGUCGGUGGCCUUUUCACCAUGACGAAUACUGGAGCGAGAAUCUUGUUCAAAGUCGACGAAUCGUCGUUUUAUCUCGUAUUUGGGUAUCUCGUCACAUACGCCUUGAGUGUGCCGCUUGUGUGGCCAAGGACGAACAGGCGCCUGCCGAGAUUCUGUAGGAGUAUUGCGGAUGUUAUGUCCCUCUUUUACGCAAGUGUUCUUAUGACGAACCCGGCUUUAGAUAUUUCGGGAAAGGACGUCGAGCAGAGACAUCUAGAAUCGAGAUUGUUUCUUCAAGAGGAGCGCUUUCAGAUGGGAAUCUUUACUGGGGUGGACGGGGCAAAGCAUUUUGGCAUGGAUUAUGCGGAGUUAGGUGGGCCUGGAAGCAAGAGGCAACACGUUGUGAAAGUUGGGAAAUUGCAGAAGGAAGGGAAUAAAUACCGAGUGAACGAAGAAAGGGACGGAAGUGCGUAACUACUGUGGCUUAUAUCGAGAUAUGAUAACCCAACCGCAGCGCCGACCGUUUUUCAGGCAAUCUAAUAUACCGCCACUUGAACUUGCUAGUCGCAAUACCAGCUACUAGCACGGCUUUCU